Messenger RNA from Rhodotorula graminis WP1, 509 nucleotides. RefSeq lists its product as uncharacterized. The coding region runs from base 46 to 417 and encodes 123 amino acids. Lineage: Eukaryota; Fungi; Basidiomycota; Microbotryomycetes; Sporidiobolales; Sporidiobolaceae. The transcript has 4 exons. Gene Ontology annotation, biological process: translation. Gene Ontology annotation, molecular function: structural constituent of ribosome; mRNA binding. The record is from RefSeq and is a predicted model, not a curated record. Gene Ontology annotation, cellular component: cytosolic small ribosomal subunit; ribosome.
UCACUUCGUCGACCGUCUACACGUCUACGUAGUCCUUCCUCCAAUAUGACGAAGAAGAGAAGAUCCGGCGGCCGCAACAAGAACGGCCGUGGCCACGUCGCCUCCAUCCGCUGCUCGAACUGCUCGCGCAUGUGCCCCAAGGACAAGGCCGUCCGUCGCUUUACCGUCCGCAACAUGGUCGAGACUGCUGCGAUCCGUGACCUUUCGGACGCGUCGGUGUACCCUGAGUACGCGCUUCCCAAGCUGUACAUCAAGAUCCACUACUGCAUCUCGUGCGCCGUCCACGCCCACGUCGUCCGCGUCCGCUCGGUCAAGGACCGCCGCAACCGCGCGCCCCCGGUCCGCGUUCGCUUCAACAAGGACGGCAAGAAGAUCUCGCCCACGGCCACCGCCGCCGUCGCCGCCGCCCGCAACUAAGCGCGUGUGCCGUGACGGAGCUGGAGGAACCGGGACGAGGUUGGGAGGGCUGGUCCGUGUUGUGUAGCAGAACGAGGGCAAUCUCCUUCUCG